Didymodactylos carnosus is the source of this 699-nucleotide messenger RNA. Lineage: Eukaryota; Metazoa; Rotifera; Eurotatoria; Philodinida; Philodinidae. The record is from the annotation of a GenBank genome assembly.
AUGGAUAUAUUCUACAAGUACAAAAUCGACUGUAGUGGUGGUAGUCUCGUCAUAUUUUAUUUACCUGUAUCCACCUGCUCUGACUCCGCUUAUUAUUAUUCAUACACACACAAUUCAAAUUCGAAAAUGGGUGGUAAAGAAAGUAAAAAGUUAGAUUCUGAAUUAGAUGAAGCUACCAUUCAGCGUUUAACAAAUAAUACAAAUUAUACACCAGAACAAAUUCAGCAAUGGCAUCAAGCAUUUUUGAGAGAUUGUCCAUCAGGUAAAUUGUCAGAUCGACAAUUCACCGAAGUUUAUAAAAAAUUUUAUCCUGAACAUGAGGCUGAGAAAUAUUCAAAUCAAGUAUUUCGGACAUUCGAUAUUGAUAAUAACGGAUAUAUCGAUUUUGUCGAAUUUUUAUUAGCUGUUAAUAUUAAUUCGAAUGGUGAUGUUCGUGAAAAACUUGGGUUAGCAUUUGACAUUUACGAUAUCAAUUCAGAUGAAAAAAUUGAUAAGAAAGAAAUGACAAAAGUUAUUACAGCAAUAUAUGAUUUAUUAGGUGAAGACAAUCGUAAAGGGGAAAAUAGUCCGGAUAAUCGUGUGAAAAAAAUAAUGGAAAAACUCGAUAUCAAUGACGAUAAAAAAAUUACACGUGAUGAAUUUGUUGAGGGGUGUAUGAAAGAUGACGUUCUUAGACAAUUGCUUGCACCAAAUGUUUAA